Molecule: messenger RNA, 1311 nt
Organism: Chelmon rostratus (copperband butterflyfish)
Lineage: Eukaryota; Metazoa; Chordata; Actinopteri; Chaetodontiformes; Chaetodontidae
Gene: aptx
Product: aprataxin
Exons: 7
Coding region: 70-1074 (334 amino acids)
Biological process (GO): single strand break repair; double-strand break repair
Cellular component (GO): nucleus
Molecular function (GO): single-strand break-containing DNA binding; DNA 5'-adenosine monophosphate hydrolase activity; double-stranded RNA binding
Source: RefSeq, a predicted model, not a curated record
GUCACCAAAACAAGCGUGAGCUGCGAGAGCUUCGUAGCUUUGUUGAAAUAGAUGAAAUAAGAUGAUAAAAUGCCACUUUGCUGGCUCAUCAGCGAGGAGGGCAACCAUAAACCGAUUCCGCUGCCUCACCUGCACACAGUUGUCCUGGGUCGAGGUCCAGAAACGACUAUUAAAGACAAAAAAUGCUCUCGGCAGCAAGUUGAAUUGAAAGCGGAGUGCAACAAAGGUUAUGUCAAAGUUAAACAGCUGGGCUUGAACCCCACCUCCAUAGACUCUGUGGUGGUGGGUAAGGGCAAUGAGGUCAAAAUGAAGCCUGGACAGCAGCUUCAUAUUGUCAAUCAGCUCUACCAAUACACCAUACGGUUCAAGGAGGAUCUCAAUGGGGACGGUGGCGGCGCCAAAAGACCACGAGAGGCAGCUUCAGAGGACAGAGAGAGUAUGAAAGCAGCCAAACAGACAGAAAAGGUGUCUGUGUCAGUCAACCAUGGAGACGCUGCAGAAAACAGUGGAAGAGAGGAAAGAAAACAGGAAAGUGUCGCACACUGGAGUCAAGGUCUGAAGGCCUCAAUGCACGACCCAAAGAUGCAGGUGUACAAGGAUGAAAAAGUCGUAGUAAUCAAAGACAAAUACCCCAAAGCUCGCUACCACUGGCUGGUCCUCCCGUGGCGGUCCAUCUCCAGCCUGAAGGCCUUACGUGAGGACGACUGUGAGCUGGUCAAACACAUGCAGCGAGUGGCUGACCUCAUGGUCCAGCAGUGCCCGGACGCUAGCUCGCUACGCUUCCGCUCAGGGUACCAUGCCAUCCCCAGUAUGAGUCAUGUGCACCUCCACGUGAUCAGCCAAGACUUCGACUCUCCUUGUUUAAAGAACAAAAAGCACUGGAACUCCUUCACAACUGACUAUUUCAUGGAGUCUCAUGAUGUAAUUCAGAUGCUCGAAACGAACGGAAGGGUCACCGUCAAAGAAGGAACCAGUGAGUUGUUGAAGCUGCCGCUUCGCUGUCACGUGUGUCGCAGAGAACUUCCCACGAUACCUGCUCUGAAGGACCACCUGAAGUCUCACCUUCCCGGCUGAGACAGUGACCUCGAAGAGGAUUCGGUUCCUCAGAUGUUUGAGUUCAGCGUAGGACUGUAGCGUGUUGGGCAUCUUUUUUGCCCGUUGAGUGUUUAUAAAACUUGUUUUAAUAAAAUCGUCUGUAGCUUCAGCUGUAGGCCGGCUGUCGGUAGGUUCAGAGCAGCGUCACUGUUGAGAUUCAGGUCACUUCUGUUGGGUUUUAUUUGGUUUUUGCCAAAUCUCAGGAUUGUUCACACA